Molecule: messenger RNA, 1967 nt
Organism: Phyllotreta striolata
Lineage: Eukaryota; Metazoa; Arthropoda; Insecta; Coleoptera; Chrysomelidae
Source: the annotation of a GenBank genome assembly
AAAGCAAUCUAGUUGGGUAACGAGUCAGAUAUCACAAAGCUGCAGAUAAAGGAGCAACAAUUCGUGUUGAACUUACUAUUUUUAAUUAAAUCUCUUUAUUGAUCAGUGGCGAAAAGUGUUCCUCUUGCAUCAGCCGAAUAAGACCUUUUUCACCAGAUUUCUUGUGUGAGCAUGUACGACCGAAAAUUAGAAAAAUCAGAAAGUGUUAGUAUCAUCGAAGACCCGAAAAUAAACGUUUGGAACGUCGAGCCCUCGACCUCCGCGAAUAAUUGCAGGAAUUUCAUCAGGGAAAUCGUCGAUAACUUGGAUUUGCAGCCCAAUCCAGAGAAAAGCGUUAUCGCUUUAUCCAUAGGCGAUCCCACCGUUUACGGCAACCUCAAAGCAGCCGAAGAAACUGUAGAAGCCGUCAAAUCAGCGCUGGUAGAGGGCCUGUUCAAUGGAUACGUAGCCAGUUCCGGUCACCAGGAAGCCAAGCAAGCCGUCGCCGAGUACCUCUCCCAAAAUGACGUCCAAAUCGACGCGAACGACGUCAUCUUGUGCAGCGGCUGCUCCUCGUCCCUGGAGCACUGCAUCACAGUCCUAGCCGAUGGCACCAAAAACCAGAACAUCGUCAUCCCGCGGCCUGGCUUUCCCAUUUACAGGACCUUGGCAGAGCACAUCGGCGUGGAAGUCAGGUACUACAAUUUGAUGCCAGAGAACAACUGGGAGGCCGACCUGGACCACCUGGAGUCCCAAAUCGACGAGAAAACGGCGGCCAUCGUGGUCAACAACCCGUCGAACCCGUGCGGAUCGAGCUUCAGCGAGGAGCACCUGCGCAAUAUCUUGGAGAUAGCCUACAGGUACCGGGUGCCUGUCAUAGCCGACGAAAUCUACGAGAACCUGGUGUUCCCCGGCGAGAAGUUCGUAUCGGCCGCCUCCCUCAACUCAGGCGUGCCCAUACUGGUUUGCGGCGGCAUAGCCAAGAGGUUCUUGGUUCCAGGUUGGAGAUUGGGUUGGAUAAUAGUCCACGACGAAUUCGGGGUGCUAAACAACGUGCGCAAAGCGCUGAAUUCGCUCACUCAGCGCAUAAUCGGCAGCAAUACGUUGAUCCAAGGCGCUUUGCCCGCCAUAUUGAAGAACACGCCGCAAAGUUUCUUCGAUUCCUUGAUCGGCACGUUGGCCAACAACGCGAAACUGGCCUUCGAGCGCCUGCAGAGCACCGAAGGCCUGACGCCCUUCAUGCCGCAAGGUACCAUGUACAUGCUGGUGGAGAUACAGAUGGAGAAGUUCCCGGCGUUCGCCGACGGGCUCGAAUUCGCGCAGAAAAUGAUGGAGGAGGAGUCGGUGUUUUGUUUACCUGGUGAAUGUUUUGCCAUUCCUGGUUUCUUGAGGAUCGUACUCACAGUGCCCGAAGAUUUGCUAGAGGAGGCUUGCGCUAGAAUGAUGGAGUUUUGCAAGCGACACUAUAAGCAUUGAUUUUUAAAACACUUGUUUUAAAGAACCAAUACUACCUCUUAAUGUAAUAAUAACACAACGUCUCAGUGAUUUUAUACUGCAUAGUUUUAAGCUGUUAAUUAUAUUCUAGAAUUAAUUAAAAUAUAGGAAAAAGACUUGUAUUUAUUCAAUAUGUACAAAAUGAUGCUACAUACUUGUAAAAAAUGGAAUGGUACUAUUAAGAAAAAGAAAAGAUUAUUCGAGAAAUAACAACAAAAACUUUGGCAAGCGUAGGAAAAAAAGUCCUUCCAACUACCUAAUACUAAACAACCGUAUUCUUCCACGCGACUCGAAGUAGUUCUUCCCGAGAGUAGUUCCCCCGAACCGCAUUCGAGCAAACCACGGCCGUAUAUUUCUAAGGUCUGGAAACUCCCUAUGCUUAUUCAUUAGAGAAUGUGUCCCGUUAUUUGAAGACUUUUUGAGCUUCACUUUUGCGCCGCACCGUGGCGAACGAUCGAAGGACCAACUUAUCUCAGCCAAUCAGCGUCGCGCUA